GAGAAUUAGUUGAGUACGGCCAUAUAUGUGUGUACACAUAUACAAGUAUAUAUAUAGAGAGAAGGAGGAAAGAGGGUGAAAACUAUCUGAGUUUGGCAUUCAAAAAUAAAAAAUAAAUUUAAAGAAGAAAAGAUUCUGUAGCGAGAGACGAAGGAGAGAACGAAAAAAACCCUAGCUUUUGAAAUCAAAUGGAGGGAUUUAACGGAGCUUGAAAUUAUGGCAAACACGACAACAGAAGAGAAGGUGAAAUGGACGACUUUGGAGGAACUGUUGCUAGCAUGCGCCGUGAAGCGUCACGGAUUCAAGGACUGGGACUCCGUCGCCAUGGAACUCCAAAGCCGAAGCUCUCUUCCUCUGCUCCGGACCGCACAAACCUGUAGAAACAAAUUCGACGACCUCAAACGCCGAUUCGUCGACAACACCGACGGUGACGGCGGCGACGAACACGAUGAUACCAAAACCGCCGGCGAGGUUGAUAGUAUUCCUUGGCUGGAGGAGUUGCGAAAACACCGAGUCGCAGAGCUCAAACAAGAGGUCCAUCGAUACGAUCGUUCGAUCCAGUCUCUGCAACUGAAGGUGAAGAAAUUAGAGGAUGAGCGUGAACUGAGCUUGAAAGAAACCGAAAACAGAGAUGAAAAAUCAGAUCUAGACAAGGAUUUGAAGGGAGAUAGAUCGGAGAACGGCAAAAAAGACGGCGACGGAGCUCCGGUCGCCGGGAAAUCAGUUUCCACCGAGGACUCUGACCGACAGAACCGGUCGUUCGGCGAGUCGAAUUCGAACCGGGAAACCGGAGCGAAGGACGAAGAAAGAGAACCGGACGAACCGGUCGAAACAGGCAGCGGUAAACCGGAUCCGGUUCUGAGCGAGUCGAAACCAGGUGGUGAAGACUCGUACGACGAUAGCUCAGAUACAAUAACGAAAAACGCUUCGUUGAAACCGAGUAAGGCGAAGAAGAUCGGCGAAUCGGCCGACUUACAGGACUUGGCGGCUGAGUCGAAAGAAGGAAUGAAAGAGAGCAGCGACGGACAGAGCUCGGCGAGUUUAAUUAGGAAGAAACGCCGGAAAAUGGAAAGUUCCGGCGGUGCCAGCGACGGCGGCGAGCGUCCCGCCACCACCACCACCACCACCACCACCAAACGGGGCUCGGUGAAAUCAGAGCCGUUAAUUGAUUUUUUAGAUAUUAUCCGAUUGCAUAAACACGGUUCGGUAUUCAAGCGCCGGCUCGAGAGUCAGAAAACAGAGAAGUACAAGAAGAUAGUUCGACAACAUGUAGAUCUCAAAACAGUAGAAGCCAAGCUGGAAGACGGGUCCUAUUCCUCUUGCACCAGCAAAUUCUACCGCGAUUUGCUGCUUAUUUUCAACAACGCCAUUGUCUUCUUCCCCAAAGCAUCCUCGGAAUCAGUGGCGGCCCACCAACUCCGCGACCUCGUUUUGAAAGAAAUGAAGAAGGAGAGAACUCAGAGAUCGGAACCAUUGCCGGAGUUGGCUCCGUCAUCAAAUCAAUCUUCACUCCAAUCCAAGCCCGACCCGGAGAAACCCGAUUCAUUGCUAGCGAAGCAUAAGUCUUCUGCUCCUAUUAUAGUCUGCCGUAAAAGAAGCUCAGUUUCAGCUAAAGCUUCUUCAGUCAGCAACAAAACAGAGGAACAAGUCAACGAGAAACAAAAACCCGCUCUCAAUAUGAAGCCGCCAGCAGCUAAAUCUUCUUCGAAUGUAAGUGAAGAAGCCAUUCGAAUGAAAAUGAAGACAAAAGAGAAGCCGGUGACGGGUACCAGAAGCUUGAGAAAAGGGAACAAUAGGCCUAAUAACAAUCAGAUCACAAACUCUAGCUCAAACAAUGUUUCAGUUGACAAAAAAGAGGCUCCAAAAUCGGAGAAGAAGAGAAGUGAGGUGACGGCCUCGGCCAAGAAGUUUUUGAACAGAAUAAAGAAGAUUUCUCCGGCGAAGGGAGCGGUAACGGAAAAGGUAAAAAGUUCUGAAAAUGGCACUAAUGAUGGUGGCGGUAGAGGGCAGAAGAGGAGAAGGGACGGAAGGAAAGACGCGGCAUUGUCACGUGGUGGUGGUGGUGGUGGUGGUGGUGGAGGAGGAGGUGAUAAAAAGGUGAAGGAAGACAGCCCGUCAAAGAGAAGCGUCGGGAGGCCGCCGAAGAAUGGGAGGGAGGCGGCUGCGGGGAGGCGGGGGAGAGAGGUUGUGGAGGCGGAGGUGGUUUCGAAACGGGCUAAGAAACGGUCUAGGAGGUGAUGAGUAAUAAUAAUAGGGUCUAAAAGACUGGUUGUGUAAAUUAUAUACUGUAGCAUUUUUAGAGUUCGUCUAUUUUUAGUUUGAGACCAUUUGGUCUUUUUGUGGCAACUUAUUCUGUAUUCCUCUUUUGUUCCUUUGUCCUUUAUUUGAUAUAGAAAGCAUGAAAAUUCUGUGUGCUUUA
Molecule: messenger RNA, 2419 nt
Organism: Cornus florida
Lineage: Eukaryota; Viridiplantae; Streptophyta; Magnoliopsida; Cornales; Cornaceae
Exons: 3
Coding region: 217-2238 (673 amino acids)
Molecular function (GO): protein binding
Source: RefSeq, a predicted model, not a curated record